Lates calcarifer (barramundi perch) is the source of this 4845-nucleotide messenger RNA. RefSeq names its product solute carrier family 17 member 9b (gene slc17a9b). Gene Ontology annotation, cellular component: membrane. Lineage: Eukaryota; Metazoa; Chordata; Actinopteri; Centropomidae. The record is from RefSeq and is a predicted model, not a curated record. Gene Ontology annotation, molecular function: transmembrane transporter activity. Gene Ontology annotation, biological process: transmembrane transport.
GACUGUGCCUUUAUAAUAACAUUUAUACCUUAUGUAAUUCAGUGUUUUUACAUUGUGGUACAACUUUAACUUGAGUAAAGGAUGUGACUUCUUCCUCCACCACCACAGGCACUGUAAGGGAGCUGGUAAAAGUUGUGCUGAAUGCAGAUUAUUACAUAACGAUUGCCUCCUAACUCCAAACAGCCAGGAGCAGACGGACCAUUAAAACAACCUUGUAGGCAGCACUGCGCAUAUCUGUACCCCGCAGCAGCUUCUCAGGAACGGGCACCAUCACGACUUCAUCCGGCAAGGACAGGUCAGUAGGAGAGAGUACAUCCUGGUGCUCUAACGAUGCUCCCGUAGACGACGCUGUUAUAUUUUCUAUAUUGCACCGUCAUGACUGGAAAAGCACCGCAGCCCAGGGGCGUCUCUCUCCGGCGUUUUUGGGUGAUACUGUAACGGCUGAAACGGGCUGACCAGGCAGCUGAAAACAGGGUUAGCGAGGAGGUUAAAAAAAGACUAAAUCACUUCCUGAUGAACCCUACCGAUCAAAAGAAGAACUGCGUGGCUGAGUGGAGGAGGCUGGGGAGAAAAACUGACACGUGGAUUACUCCUCCUAGGGCAUCAGGAAAAACAGUCUUCCUCCUCUAGCUCAGUUCCGCGACCAUCGCUUGAGGUCCUGUUCGUCCAGUCUUUCGGGUUACGGAUUUUAAACGUCGAACAACCCUCCCGAGAUGUGAAACGGUUACGCGGAGAAGGUUUGUCUCUCGCUGAAACGUGCACUUUUCUCACUAUCGACCCCGGAAAAAUAAGAGCUCCAAAGUAAAUAGCCGAAGCGGUUGAGAGGAGGCUGCCGUUACCUCGCGUUGAAUGGCAGUAAUUCAAAAAUAUGGCAAGAACUAUGGUCCAGAUUUGGUCUGUCACAAGGAAAACCAUCCGUCCGACAAGAUCGGAGUCCCUGGGUGUCAUAAGAAGUGGCCGGAACACAACACGAACUGGUCAAGGCCAGUGGCGAGGGUAUGGACAGUGGUGCUGCUGCUGGGGACGUGCCUCCUCUACUGCGCUCGCGUGGCAAUGCCCAUCUGCGCCGUCACCAUGGCAGAGCAGUUCAACUGGACCAAAAGGGAGUCCGGCAUGGUGCUGGGCAGCUUCUUCUGGGGCUACUGCUUCACCCAAGUGUUUGGUGGCUACGUCAGUGACCGGGUGGGAGGUGAGAAGGUGCUCCUGCUGUCUGCAGCAGCCUGGGGGUCGAUGACAGCCUUCACCCCAAUCCUGGCCCACUUCUGCUCCCAGCCAAUCCUCUCCAUGACACUGGCCCGUUUCCUCAUGGGCCUGUUGCAAGGCGUUCAUUACCCGUCUCUCGCGAGUCUGUGCUCUCAAAAGGUGGUGGAGAGUGAGAGAGGCUUCCUCAUGAGCACCGUGGGUAGUGGCUCCUACCUGGGCACUCUUGUGAUUGGAGGGGCUGGCUCCCUCAUGUUGGACCUGUAUGGCUGGGAGAGUGUUUUCUAUGUCUCUGGUCUCCUCUCAGUCCUGUGGGCCUACUGCAUGUGGAAAUAUCUACUCAAAGGGGAAGGCCCUAUCAUCACUCUUGAGUCCCUGGGAAGCGGUGGGCCCCAAUCCAAACUGUCCAGGAGACAUUGGUUGCGGCUCCUCAAACAACCUGCAGUCUGUGCUGUCAUUGUUACGCACCUCUGCACAGCGAGCACCUUCUUCACUCUCUUGUCAUGGCUGCCAACAUUCUUUAAAGACACUUUCCCGGAUGCCAAGGGUUGGGUGUUCAAUGUCAUUCCCUGGUUGGUGGCUAUACCCUCAUCCCUCUUCAGUGGCUGCUUGUCUGACCACCUCAUCAGUCAAGGUUUCGAUACAGCCUCAGUGAGGAAGUUGAUGCAGUUUUUCUCCAUGGGUGUGUCCAGUGUGUUUACCCUUCUUCUGUGUGGCAACCCCACCUUCCCCUGGGCUGUAGCAUUUGUGUCUGCCACCAUGGGCCUCACCACCUUCAGUCACAGCGGGGUGUCUGUAAAUGUUCAAGAUCUUGCUCCUUCCUGUGCUGGAGCACUAUUUGGUGUUAUGAAUACAUGUGGUGCUUUCUCAGGGGUCCUCAUGGUGUAUUUCUCGGGGUAUCUCAUUGAGGCCACAGGCUCGUGGGCGUCUGUGUUUGCCCUCAUUACCACAGUCAACCUGCUGGGCCUCUGCACCUUCCUGGCUUUUGCCGAGGCCCGCCGGGUCGAUAUUGACUCCAGCAAGGUGCGCCACCACAACAUCCACAUCUAAAUCGUUACUCAUCGGAGGGACCAGAAUGCUAUUCCAACCAGCAGCUAGGACAUUAUCCACACUGGAGAACUAGCCAAUGGAUAGCAAGUGGCACACGGAUAAAACCUGCAUAUAACACCCGGGAAACAUAGAUCGGUCCCGCGUCUGGUUAAGGAAGUACUGCAACAGUUACUGAAAAGCACACAGCAGAGUCUGCACAAUGUUACCGACAAAUCUUAAGGAGCUAGAGCAUCGAAGCCGAGAAAAACACAGCUGUGUUAGCGGAUGCUCUGUCAGCUCAGGGAGCAUCUGGAAGAUGGGGAACAGGAGAAAAAAAAAGAAAAAGUCUACGCUACCUCCAGGUCCCAGCUCGUGCAGAGGAUGGUGGUUACAUAGUUGCUGGGCUACGGUUUAUGCUUGUUACAGAAUGUGUUACUGAAGCCUAGAGAAGUCAGAGAGAUUGUUAUCCGAAAGCAGUAGCUCACUCUUUUUGGUGUGUUUGUGUGUGUGUGUGUGUGUGUGUGUGUGUGUGUGUGUGUGAAAGGAGCUGUGAGAGUGAUGGAUGUGUUAGUCUCAGGAGCCUCCCUGUGACAGCUGUGACAGACCAAGGUGGUGUGUUCUUACCCUGCAGGGAUAGAGGGGUGUGUGGGUGGGAGCAACUGAAAGGGGGGGGGGGGGGGGGGGGGUGUUUGACGCAGGAAGAGUCCAGCACCUCAUACCUGGUCUUUUAUUAGUAUCCCCCACUCACCCAUCUCUAAGAGAACGCUCUGAGUGACACCUCAUUACCCGGCCACUAAUUACUUGGCAGUCGCUCUAAUGUCCUGUACGAUUUACCUUCUACGGUCCCCGUCUCCAUAGUUACGAGCUCAUCUUAUUGUUACAGUUCAAGGGGGUCAGAUAAAGCUUUAUGGCAAGCAAGGCUUUAACCGAGUGCAUUCUCCCUGACUGUUGUCUUGAAGAAUAUGUCUUGAGUCAGAAGACCAAAGGUUAUUAAUUAUUUUUAUUUUCUUUCUAUGUGAUUGCAUGUGAUAGAAAUACCUCACUUAAUUAUUUUGUGUACUUAUAUAUUUAUACAGCUCAAUGAUUUUUUUUGUCAAUUAAAAAAAACAUUUUUGAGAGAGAAAAAAAUAUAUUCAGUUAGAUAACAGGAAAAGAAAUAUAUCAGGUAAGACGAUGGAAAAUCAUAAGUUUUAAAAAGUGUGAUGCAAUAUGGAAAAUCUUUCUUUCUGCAAGUCUAGUAUCCUCACUUUUUCCUCUUCUCUGACCUGCACUUUCCUAACGAGACAGGAUUGGUGGAAAGAAACUUGCCCAUAUAAUCACCUCCAACUUUUUUUCUCAUUUAAAGAUCCACUCUUAUUAUCGCACUUAAUAUCACUGUUACCUAGCCUCUAGACAGGAAGUGAUGUCAGUAGUCGGAAAAGGAGAUCGUUAGCAGAGGAGGGAACCCAUUCGCUUGUCAUGGCGGUGUCAGACGAAGUGUAUCUCUACGCUUUGUCUCAUUAAAGCAGUUUUAAAUACCAUAAGUCUCCAUGUUAGACUCUGAUGUGAUGAAUGUCACUGGAAGAGGCGAGAGGAUUUAAAAAUGAUGUCUUUGGGUUCAAGUUUGUUUGAGGAACUGGAGAACAUUUGGUGUAAUGUUAUUACUGCAAAGUACAGUAUGUAGCAGCAUGCAGCUAGCUGCAUAGUUCUGGCUGACUGUUGAAAUGACUUUUCUAGCAUUUAGCUUCAGUGUUCACAAAGCAGCUUUGCCAUUUCUGUUUUACAUUUAGAAGAUGUGUCCAGUCUAGACGCUUACUUGACAUGUGUGUACUUUAAAUCUAUGCAUUUAUUAUUUUGUGCCUAAUUUAAGCAAUGAGAGAACUGCAAGAUGUGUUCACUGACAUCACACAGUGUCAUCGUACAUUGCUAAUAUUUGCCUUGUUAUUAGGGGUUUUGUUGCUUUGUGUCACUUGUCACUGUUAUUUACAUACAAAGGCACAUAGGCUUUUGUUUUCUUGGAUGUUUUCUAUAGUCACUUGAAAGUCUUUUUUUUGGUUCUUUUGCCUUGUCUUAUUUUUGAAAUGCCUGUUAUAUUUGGUCAGUGGUUACAAAAGUAUGAGAAUAAGAAAUUAACUAUACAGCAGAGUUGACACCCGAUCUGAAAUAUCUUUAGAUAGAUAUCUUGAGAUUAUAAAGAAAGUAUACACCUCCGCCUUUCAGAUACACAAUUACGUCUAUUUAAGCUUUCAACAUUUUCCGGUUUUUAUUUUUAUUUUUGGAAACCAAUGCCACACAUUCCUUAGAUGUUUAACCCGCCUUAGCAGAUGUGCAUUUCCAGAUGCCUUCAUCGCUUGUCCCUUUUUUUCACUUUUGACUUUCACUUUUUUUCAUUAUCCCUUUUUGUCACUCUGCCGAUGUCCUGCAAAAUGUAAACAUUUACAUGAUAAAAUAGCUAGAGUUCUGUUCACCAAUAUAUUUCACUGCAGGUUCCUGAAAGCCUUCUGACUAGUUUUUGAUAAUGUGUAAGAUAUGUAUGAUAAAAAGAAACAUUAAUGCAAGAAAAUGCAGUAUUGCUUUUAAGAUAUGUUGUAUUUAAAAGCCUAUAUUAUCUUUGAAUAAAAAUAUAUUUUGUCAGCA